Molecule: messenger RNA, 2785 nt
Organism: Megachile rotundata (alfalfa leafcutting bee)
Lineage: Eukaryota; Metazoa; Arthropoda; Insecta; Hymenoptera; Megachilidae
Product: eye pigment precursor family transporter white
Biological process (GO): transmembrane transport
Cellular component (GO): cytoplasmic vesicle membrane; plasma membrane
Molecular function (GO): ATP hydrolysis activity; ABC-type transporter activity; ATP binding
Source: RefSeq, a predicted model, not a curated record
GCCGUCGAGUAUGGUAAUUUGAAAUCGAAGAAGGGAUGCGACGGUGAUUAUCUCGUAAUUACAAACACGAAGGUCGUAACGUGAAUUCUCUUAUUCCGUUAUUGGCCGUCCGGUAAGCUCGCGGAUCAGCGGAGUCGCAUUACAUAAGUUGGAGUGACGGACGGUGGGAGAGGAGAGACACGAGCAAUCCGAGAAUGUUGUGUACUUGGUUUGCGGCUAGCUCCCGUAAGACACCUCAAUCGGGAAGGUGCACUCGUAUCGUUACCUUUCGUUAGUUUCAAUCGGUUUAAAUUAUAGUUAUUUUAUAAAAACAUGUAAAAGUGAAGAGUAAGGUCGAUUUUCCGAUCGAAGACUUUAUGUAAUUUUCGAACACUGAAGUAGAAGAUGACGGCUACGGAAGAAACCGAACCCUUAAUUUCCAAAGUGUCUAUCGGGAAUAAUGAACGAACGGUCUCGUACGAUGCGAUCUCAUCGGAAGGAACGAGUUCGAAAACGUGGUUUAAUCUGAAGCCCAUGUUAGGUGAAACAGUAACUCCGUUAGUGACAGCACACGCAUCGAACCGCAGUAUUGGAAAUACGGAAAACGAAUCGAUUACGUAUACCUGGAGUGAUUUGAACGUGUACGUUGUUAGAAAGAACGAAAGAACGUGGAAUGGCUUAUUCAAGGGAAAGAGACCGGUCGAACAAAGACAUCUGUUGAAAGAUGUAUGUGGAGUAGCCUACCCAGGAGAAUUACUAGUGAUCAUGGGAUCCUCAGGAGCCGGUAAAACAACGUUACUAAACGCCCUAACGUUUCGCUCAGGUCGUGGAGUAACUGUCUCCGGAGUGAUGGCUGCAAACGGCAAAAGAGUCUCCUCCACGAUACUAACCUCAAGGACCGCAUACGUCCAACAGGACGACCUAUUUGUUGGUACUCUAACCGUCAAGGAACAUCUACUAUUCCAGGCUAUGGUUCGAAUGGACCGACAUAUUCCUAUGGAACAGCGAAUUGAUCGAGUGAAUCGAGUGAUCAACGAGCUGGCGUUGACCAAGUGUAGAAAUACAGUGAUCGGUCAACCAGGACGCAUUAAAGGACUCUCAGGAGGAGAAAUGAAGAGGCUGUCCUUCGCUUCAGAGGUUUUAACCGAUCCGCCAUUGAUGUUCUGUGACGAACCCACUUCCGGUCUUGAUUCCUUCAUGGCGCAUCAGGUGGUCUCCGUAUUGAAGGCACUAGCGGCACGUGGCAAGACCAUCGUCGCGACGUUGCAUCAACCCUCGUCCGAGUUGUUCGCCCUGUUCGAUAAAAUCCUGCUGAUGGCGGAGGGAAGAGUUGCGUUCAUGGGCACGUCGUCGCAAGCUUGCACUUUUUUCGAAUCACUCGGCGCCGCGUGCCCCAGCAACUACAACCCGGCCGACUACUUCGUCCAAAUGUUAGCAGUAGUCCCAGGCGAAGAAGCGUCCUGCCGCCACGCGAUAAACACAGUAUGCGACGCGUUCCGAAGAAGCGAUCAGGGUAUGAAGAUCGCCCUCGAAGCAGAGUCAGUAGACGGCCAGUUUGAAGAUUCACUAAAAAACUCCAAGUCCGAGAGUCGAUCACCAUACAAAGCCAGCUGGUGCGAACAGUUCCGGGCAGUCCUCUGGAGAUCUUGGUUAUCCGUGAUCAAGGAACCGAUCUUGGUUAAAGUCCGCUUGCUGCAGACAGUCAUGGUCUCCCUGCUCAUCGGAGUCGUUUAUUUUAACCAGCAGCUCGAUCAGGACGGAGUUAUGAACAUCAACGGUGCUCUGUUCAUUUUUUUGACGAACAUGACCUUUCAGAACGUUUUCGCUGUUAUCAAUGUCUUCUGUGCAGAACUGCCGAUAUUCUUACGCGAACAUCGGAACGGUAUGUAUCGCACCGACAUCUACUUCUUGUGUAAAACGCUGGCGGAAGCACCGAUCUUCGUAGCUGUACCGUUGCUGUUCACCGUCGUCGCUUAUCCGAUGAUUGGAUUGUACCCUGGUAUCGAUCACUUUUUCGUCGCCGCUGGUAUUGUUGCUCUUGUAGCAAACGUUUCCACCUCUUUUGGCUACCUGAUAUCCUGCGUCAGCAACAACUUGUCGAUGGCGUUAUCCGUUGGACCUCCUGUGAUAAUACCGUUUCUAUUGUUCGGCGGCUUCUUUUUGAACACAGCAUCUGUUCCGUUCUAUUUCGAAUGGUUUUCCUAUUUGUCUUGGUUUCGCUACGGCAACGAAGCUCUUCUCAUCAACCAGUGGUCAGAAGUGGAGUUCAUUGCGUGUACAAGAAGCAACGCCACUUGCCCCAAGACUGGACGGAUGGUCUUGCAAAUGUUUAAUUUUAAGGAGGAACAUUUUUAUGCAGACAUAAUUUGUCUUUUCUCCUUAAUCGUCGCCUUUCGUUUCCUGGCGUUUCUCGCUCUGCUCUGGAGAACUCAGCGUAACUCGAAACAGCGAUGAAAGAGCCUUGACGGCGUCUCGACGGAAUCGAAGAUCGCGCACAACCAGCCCUUUCCGAUUGCCGAUCACCGAUCAACGAAUAUCGUAUCUUUUUCGUAUAUUUACAGUUCAAGCUUUAUCCACGUAUCGAAUAUACUCAACCUUUCUAUGUGUACGAUAAUUCGAUUAAACGGUGAUUUAUGCAAUCGAUUCUAGACUUCUGUUAGUACCUGUGAGAAUCUCCUGCAUAUAAAUCCCGAUUACUCGUUUUCAGUUAGUGUAAUUAUUAUUCAAGUGCUGAAGAAAAAAUUAUAUAUUAGAUGUAUGUUUAUAUUCAUGUGGUGAAUAGUCUGGUGAAUAGUCUAAUAUAUUA